Messenger RNA from Xiphophorus maculatus (southern platyfish), 2984 nucleotides. It is a transcript of the gene tmod1, whose product is annotated as tropomodulin 1. Lineage: Eukaryota; Metazoa; Chordata; Actinopteri; Cyprinodontiformes; Poeciliidae. Gene Ontology annotation, molecular function: tropomyosin binding. The transcript is spliced from 13 exons. Gene Ontology annotation, cellular component: myofibril; striated muscle thin filament. Gene Ontology annotation, biological process: pointed-end actin filament capping; muscle contraction; myofibril assembly. Bases 535 to 1653 code for a protein of 372 amino acids. The record is from RefSeq and is a predicted model, not a curated record.
GAGGAGGAGGAGGAGGAUCACCUCUCCCUAAGUUGACUUUGCCGUUUUAGGGAGAUUAGAUUCAGCUUUCCGCAAACCCACCAAGAGCUGAGCAAAGACGGGAGAGGAGAGGGGACGCCUCGACGUCUGCUGAAUUCAGUAACCAAUCUGUCCACGGGUCAUGGCCGGUUCCGUGUAGCGGAGCGGGUUUUUAUUUCGGGCGGAUUCCCCCCGGUUAGUGCGCCUGCAGCCGAGCGCAGCUCUCACUGCGGCUCCAAAGGGAAACCAUAUCUGGUCAAAGUAUUCGUUGCUGUCACCCAGUAGAGCCGGACCGGCUAUUAAUAGCGCCGGAGGAGCUGCUGCUCCAUCCCUCUGACAGUUUGGACACCUGGCUGCCUUUUGGUCUCAGCCUACCGUUGACGUGAGUGAGCAUCGCUGAGCCCACUGCCUCCAUCAUCCUAGACAUUUUCAAACUAAGUCCACAUUCUCCUGCUCGAUUGUCUUUUUCGUCUCGUCUUUCCGGUUCGGGGAGGUCGUGGAGGUGUGCGGCUCAUCAUGUCGCUGUUGAAGAAGGAGAUGGACAAGUACAGGGACGUGGACGAGGACGAGCUGCUGAAGAAGCUGUCAGAGGAGGAGCUGCAGCGGUUAGAGGACGAGCUGGAGGAGCUCGAUCCUGACAAUGCGUUGCUGCCUGCUGGUCUUCGACAGAAGGACCAGACCAAGAAAGCACCAACAGGAACGUUUCAGAGAGACAACCUGCUGGCCCACCUGGAGAAGCAGGCCAAGGAGCAUCCUGACAAAGAAGACCUGGUGCCGUUUACCGGCGAGAAGAGAGGAAAGGCGUAUGUGCCAAAACAGAGGGUGGACCCCAUCAUAGAGAACGUGACCCUGGAGCCGGAGCUGGAGGAAGCCCUGGCCAGUGCCUCUGAUGCAGAACUCUGCGACAUUGCAGCUAUCCUGGGCAUGCACACCCUGAUGAGCAACCAGCAGUACUACGAAGCGCUGGCCAGCAGCACCAUAGUCAACAAGCAAGGCCUCAACAGUGUGAUCCAGUGUACCCAGUACAAACCAGUCCCAGACGAGGAGCCCAACUCCACUGACGUCGAGGAAACGUUGACGAGGAUAAAGAGGAACGAUCCUGACCUGGUGGAGGUCAACCUCAACAACAUAAAGAAUAUCCCCAUCCCAAUACUGAAGGCUUACGCCGAAGCCCUAAUGAAGAACACUGUGGUGGAAAGGUUCAGCAUUGUUGGAACAAGGAGCAACGACCCUGUAGCAUUUGCACUGGCAGAGAUGCUGAAGGUGAACUCAACUCUGAAGAGUCUGAAUGUCGAGUCAAACUUCAUCACCGGGGCUGGAAUCCUGUCCCUGAUUGAAUCACUGCAGAAUAACACGACACUACUGGAGAUUAAAAUCGACAAUCAGAGCCAGCCGCUGGGAAACAAAGUGGAGAUGGAGAUAGCCAGCAUUCUGGAGAAAAACACCACCUUGUUAAAGUUUGGCUAUCAUUUCACUCAACAGGGCCCGCGCCUGCGAGGCUCCAACGCCAUGAUGAACAACAACGACUUGGCCCGGGUCGUCAGGUCAGAAUCGGACGGCUCCUUCACCUUCACUCUGUCCGUUCCUGAGCUGGAGAGAGCCUUUGGAAAAAAGUUCAAGUGCAAGACUAAGUAAAACCAGAAACACCCAUGUGAGACGCAGUCGCCACGUAAGAAAGAGAAGGCUUGAGGGAGGACCCAUCUUCCCAAAGUGUCGGACAAACGUGUAAAAAAACAAACAAUGGCUACCUUCAUCCUCCUCCAAUCGUCCAUGACCUCCAUCAUCAGCCACUUUAUCGUUUGGUAAAUCUUGUGAAAAUAAUUAUUUUGUGCAUCUGGAUUGGCUAAGACCUUAAAAGCAGCAGCUCUUUGUGCUCACCAACCAGGAGAUGCAUGCUUUGUGUCAGUAAUAAGAGUCUAGUUUUGAAAAUAAAUGGUCAUUUUUUUUCCUGUCCGUGACAUCGAUUCAGUGUUAUGAGUACUGUUUCGUAAAGGGGAUGUGUUGCCAUUAUCAUUACUUCCCUCCAGUUUUCUUGUCAACUUAAUAGUAUAUUCUAUAAAGACGACAAUGAAGCUCAGGCUCAAAAGAUAAUAAAUAUACAGAAGAAUUGUUCUAAACGUCAGAGGUGACGCAUCAUUUUUGUGUCAGAUGCUCCGUUAUGCACAUAUUCCCGCGGUUUUAAAGCUUUCUAUUGUGAGACGUGUCACUUUAUAUGUACCAUAUUUAUUUGAGAAAAACCUGGUAAAAGAUUUAACGCUUUAAAAACAACUUGUCGGUUUUUUUAACGAAAAGAAUCGCUUUCUUAAACUUGUCUGUAAGGCGAAGCAACUCGCUGUCCUUAAUGAUAAAAAACUUCAGGAGGAAAAAAUGCACAUCUGAAUGGAUUCAGGUUACUCUUUUGGUUUGGUGAAUAACUUUUUUAGUACUUCCUGUUGCAAAAGAUAUUUACUGUAUUUAUAUGCAUCUAUAACUGGUUAGUUAUAAUUUUCAGGAUCCCCCAAAGAAAAUAAAAAUUUUUUUACUGUUCCCUCUGUUUCAAUUUUAAAAAGUACAGAUCAACUCUAAAUCGGUGGGAAUGUCUCGUUGUGACAUAAAUUGAAAACUAGGGGGUUAUCAACCCAACUAAUAAUUUGUAAAGCUCUAGUAAAACCCACAGAUGUAUGUAAUCAUAAAUGACAAGCUGUGUUCAUAAGGCAUGUUUUGUAUUCAAGCAGUUUUACCCAACACAGAUCCUAAAGACUGAUCAUCCAUGUAUUCUCAAAUUCACAUUAGUGCUGGAUGUAAACAUUUGUAACCGAGUGCUAAACGUCUAAAAGCACUCGACUUUGAACACUUUACUACUCUGUCCCUCUGUCUUUUGUUUUCUGGUUUAGUGCUUGACUGUUUUUUUUUCUUUUUUUUAAUGUAGAACGCACAGUUGUUAGUUGAAAGUGUUUGUUUAUGAGUUUAAUAAAGUUUGAGAUUUA